Molecule: messenger RNA, 4583 nt
Organism: Pungitius pungitius (ninespine stickleback)
Lineage: Eukaryota; Metazoa; Chordata; Actinopteri; Perciformes; Gasterosteidae
Gene: slc6a1b
Product: solute carrier family 6 member 1b
Exons: 16
Coding region: 199-2013 (604 amino acids)
Biological process (GO): sodium ion transmembrane transport; neurotransmitter transport
Cellular component (GO): cell surface; plasma membrane; axon
Molecular function (GO): gamma-aminobutyric acid:sodium:chloride symporter activity
Source: RefSeq, a predicted model, not a curated record
UUUCUUUUUUUAAUUCGGAUUCUCCAAGCAAGGAAAUCCUCUGGAAAACAAAGGGAGUUUUGUGGUCGCUGGAACGUCCGUACCGGCCAAUUAUCCGUGAGCUUGGUGCACAGGACGGAGAAGUUUCCGUUCGCCCGGACCAGUGCUGAAGCCGCCUCCUCUCCAUUGGUCAGGACUACCCAACACGCACAACUGAUCAUGGCCACCAACGGGACCAAAGCCUCGGACGGACACGUCUUAACGGAGACGGUGAGCGACGCUGCCACCACGCCAAACGACAAACCCAAAACCUUGGUGGUGAAAGUCCAGAAGACAAAAGAUGCGUUACCCGAGAGAGAAACGUGGAAUGGGAGAUUUGACUUUCUUCUCUCUUGUGUCGGAUACGCAAUCGGACUCGGAAAUGUCUGGAGAUUUCCUUAUUUAUGCGGAAAAAACGGAGGAGGAGCCUUCUUGAUCCCCUACUUUUUGACCCUCAUAUUUGCUGGCAUGCCGCUGUUCUUUUUGGAGACGGCUCUUGGUCAGUACACUUCUAUUGGAGGACUUGGAGUGUGGAAGCUGGCCCCCAUUUUCAAAGGUGUGGGCAUAGCUGCAGCAGUUCUGUCCUUCUGGUUAAAUAUCUAUUACAUUGUAAUCAUUUCCUGGGCUAUUUACUAUCUGUACAACUCCUUCACUGCUGAGCUGCCAUGGCAGACUUGUGGCAAUUCCUGGAACACAGAGCGUUGUUACACCAACUACAGCAUCUCAGACACCAGAAACCUCACAAGCGCCGUGGUGGAGUUCUGGGAACGUAACAUGCACCAGCUGACCGAUGGUCUGGAGAAGCCUGGGGAGCUCAGGAUCCCACUAGCUAUCACCCUCGCCAUUGCAUGGGUGCUGGUCUAUUUCUGUAUCUGGAAGGGGGUCAGCUGGACUGGCAAAGUGGUGUACUUCUCAGCCACAUACCCUUACUUUAUGCUGUUCAUCCUGUUUUGCCGUGGCAUCACUCUACCUGGUGCAAUUGAUGGAAUUCUCUUCUAUAUCACACCAGAUUUUGCAAAACUGAAGGAGUCUGAGGUGUGGCUGGAUGCUGCCACUCAAAUCUUCUUUUCCUAUGGCUUGGGAUUAGGUUCUCUGAUUGCUCUCGGCAGCUACAAUACCUUUAAUAACAACGUAUACAGAGAUUCCAUCAUUGUCUGCUGCAUCAACUCCUUCACCAGCAUGUUUGCAGGCCUUGUCAUCUUCUCCAUCGUGGGAUUCAUGUCCAAUGUAACAAAGAGACCAAUCGCUGAUGUGGCAGCCUCGGGACCUGGCCUGGCAUUUCUGGCUUAUCCCGAAGCUGUGACCCAGCUGCCCAUCUCUCCUCUUUGGGCCAUCCUCUUUUUCUCCAUGCUACUAAUGCUUGGUAUCGACAGCCAGUUCUGCACAGUGGAAGGCUUCAUAACUGCACUGGUUGACGAAUUCCCUCACGUUCUCCGAAAACGCAGAGAGAUCUUCAUCGCAGUCGUCUGUCUUAUUUCUUAUAUCAUUGGACUGUCCAACAUAACACAGGGUGGCCUCUAUGUGUUCAAGCUAUUUGACUACUACUCAGCUAGUGGAAUGUGCCUGCUCUUCCUGGUUUUCUUUGAGUGCAUCUCAAUUUCAUGGUUUUAUGGUGUGGACAAAUUCUACGACAACAUUGAGGAAAUGGUUGGCUUCAGGCCCUGCCUGUGGUGGAAGGCCUGCUGGGUUGUUUUCACUCCGCUCAUUGUGGCUGGGGUUUUCUUGUUUAGUGCAGUGCAGAUGGUUCCGCUCACCAUGGGUGACUACGUGUUCCCACCCUGGGGCCAAGGCGUUGGGUGGUGCAUGGCCCUCUCCUCCAUGACCCUAAUCCCCGGCUACAUGGGCUACAUGUUUCUCACACUCGAUGGCACAUACAAAGAGCGUCUGCGGAUAAUGUUCAAGCCUGUGGUUCUGGUGAAGGCUCAGGAAAAUGGCCCAGACCAGCAGGCAGAAAACCUGAAUCAGAACCCCGCCAACGAGGAAGCCUACAUCUAGAAACUUCUGCCUGUCUUCUCUGUCUAAUCGGCAGACCGGCAAUCUACACAGAAGAAGAAGAAAAAAAACACAUAAUCAAGGUUGGGAACAACCACCAGACUUCCACGUCUGCUUUUAUUCACCUACCUCCUGGGGACACGUGAGACCAACCUGAUUACAGUUAUUUUUAGGGGUUUUUCUGUUUGUUUAUUUGUAUAAUACAGAGUUAUAAAACAUAUGAGGAAGAAAAAUUACCCAGCAAAACUGUUGUGAUGUUUUGAAUUUCAUUAUGCAAAAAAAAAAGUUAGUCUAUUUAGAAAAGGAAAUGUGAUUUAGGAAAUUACUGUAUAUUGAAUUUAUAAUUUAAAUUUGGAGGCCCACGUUGAUUCAAUAGUAUUGUGCUACUUUGAAGAUAUUAAUUAAUCUACUAAACUACAAUUACUGUACAAAGACAAAUAUUGGUUAAAUGCAUUUUGCUUGUUCAUAAAAAUACAUACAUUUAAAUGAAUGCAGUGUAGUAGGUGAAAAAAGUGCAUUGUGUGAAGUGAAAAUUCAAUUAAGACAAUAUGGGAAUGUGCAACAGGUAAGGCCAAAUCUGCUUGUAUGUGUAAAAUAUAACUGAGCCAGACGAUCACGGUGAUCUUGUAGUCCACCUAAAAUGUUUACCAACCAUGGGGUUACCUUUAAAAAGCACAAGAAGAGUAUGGGAUUUUGAAGCGUCCAGUUUUUUUUGGCUCAAUUGCAAUGUGAGACAACAGCAAAAAUAACUUACAUAGGGUACAUAGCAAGAGACUGUUAUAAUUGUUUCUUUAUUUUCUAAAGAACAAUAACUUUGUAUGUUGUCUGAAUCUUUUUUGUAGAAUCAUUUUUAGGUCAUUUUCUAUAUGUGACAGUGAGAAGGACCAAAAUCAUACUCACGGUAGAAGGAUUGGUGCAGAUUAUUAAUGGAUUAAAUCAAGCAACUCCUUUUUGUCCCUCUGAAGAGAAACAGAGUACUGUAGCAAAAACAACAUCCAUUACAUUACAAGCAUGAGUUUUGGAUUUGUAAACUACCACCUCUAACAACUAAACCCAACAUUUGCAUUGUGCGUACAGUAUUUAUGCUUGAGGUUGUUUAGAAAAAGCAGAAUUUCCCUCUCUGACAUCAAAAAAGGUUUAAAACAGUAAAGUGGAAAGAUAGAGUUGGGUUGCAAUCGAUAAUUCAAUGCUUAAACAUAUAUAUAUAUAUAUAUAUAUAUAUAUAUGUAUGUAUUUUGAACUGUGAGAUUGGAUAAGCUCCGGUGGCUGCUGCAUUGGAGACUAAAUGACAGAUUUCUAUGAUAGCUCCAUUUUUGCGACUGGAACAGUUUACUUGUAUAUCUAUUUAGUGACCCACUCAGGAACAAAGGUGGAAGUGACCAAAUUUUCUCAGUUCUCAGAUACUAUCAUUAAACACUGAAACAAUUAAAGCUAUAUUAAAUACAUAUAUAAAUAUAUCAGCAAACAUUCGCCAUAUUCUCCUAUUAUUCAAACAUGUUAACUUAUGUGGUAACAAAACAUGAACAUAUAUAUCUAUAAAUAUCUAUAUAUAUAUAUAUAUAUAUAUAUAUACAUAUAUAUGUAUAGAUAUCUAUAUAUACACGUGUGUGCAAACUGAAAAGCUGAUCCAAAACGUUCUUUUUUGUGUUAUUCAGUGAGCAUCAUUUCUUUCAGUGUAAAUGAACUGUGAUGGCCUUCACUCAGUCAUUUUAGUAGAAGCCAAACUUUGUUUCUAUCCUUUGGCUAUUACAGAUGUCCAGGAUGAGAUAAGGAGAGAGCACUUUUGGAUCUGUCAGCCGACAAAGCGAGCAAAAGCACUGUUAACGCAACAGGACAUAGCCAGACGCUAUUUACUGGAGGCCAACACCAAUUAAACUACUCUUUUCACAGGGUAAAGAAAAACAUAUUACAUAUCAAGUUUGCUCGGCAAUAUAAAAGAAUAUUAUGUAGAAGCAGACCACAGAUAUCACUGUAUUACUAUAAAGGAGGAUCAAGUAAAUUUGCUUCUGUGGCAGCUAAAUGCGACAGUAAUCAGGUAGAAACCAGUCCCUUUUAUUUCUUUUGUCUACGUUCUUUUUUUCAAAGAUAUGUGAUUUAAAAUGUGCAAUGACAAAGGGUUCCGUGAAUUUUGUAUUAAAGUUACCAUACUGCGGUUUUCUCUAUUGAAUGAUGUUGUAAACUGGACUGUGUAAUACAUGUAUCUGUGAAUGUCGGUACAACCUGAGUUUUUUCCUUUUGUCUAAAUGUUGAAAAAAAAAAGAUAUUAUUUGCUGUUUUCUGCCAUAAUAUUAUUAUCUCAGAAACUAAAGCACAUAUCUCUCUCAACUGUAAAAAUUACAAUAACAGAGUAGAGUAAUAUUUAAAAUGAUGAUAACAUUAAUAACAAUAACAAUAAUGAAAUAGAAAUGUUUAGUCAAAGAAUAUUGUUUUGUAUAUUUCUAGCUGUUUAUGGGCCUAAUGUAAAAUAUUCUAUGUAAAAACAUAUAAUAAAUGUCUUUAGAUGGUGUUAUAUGAAAAAGCAUGAUUGCAAUAUAUGUUAUCUGCAAAAAUAAAUAAAGACCUAUAGAUUAUAA